AUUUGGUCACGUGAUUCCGACGCGAGCGAAGGUCGGGCGCUAGGACCCGGAAGAACCGCAAGGCGCAGAAGACAGCAGCAUGCUAGCUAAUUCUGCUAUCACGGGGAUUCCUGAACCACAUUUACGCUGUACAUGUUGAUAAUUUAAUGAGCAUCUCCUUCUGCAGACUCAGUCAUGUCUCAAGUGGAGAAGAAAGCGGGCCUGCUGAGGAGGACGUCCUCAUCCAAAAAACCUUUGAAGGAGAAGGUUGUUCUUAUGUACGAUGAGAUUUUUGCGAAAGAAGACCCAGGCAAGAACAACCCUCGCUUCUGGGAUGAGUUGUUUCUCAUGAAGGUGAACCUAGAGUACCUAGAGUCCAAGUUAGAGAGCAUCGAUGGAGAGGAAGUGCAGCGUAUCCAAGACAACAUCAACUCUUUGUUUCAUCACUGCGUCCAGGCGCUUGGAGAGGAGCAUCAGAUCAAAGUGGUCAACGCCCUUCAGACUCUCUGUGCACUUUUCCGAGGAGUUCACCAUAAGAACAAAUCGGCGUCUGGCUUUGAUAUCAUCAACAUGCUGAUGGGCUUCGACAAGGCUGAACAGAGAAUGAAGGACCUGAUGGAGAGACUGGACAGCCUUCUUUGUGGAGACGGCUCAGAGAGUCUUAAAAGCCUCUGUCUAAAGUUGUUACUCUGCUUGGUGACGGUCACUGACAACAUCAGCCAGAACACUCUACUGGAAUACGUGAUGAUCAAUAGCAUCUUUGAAGCCAUUCUCCAAGUUCUCUCUGAUGUGUCCAGUAGGGGGCAGCAUGGUUAUGAUGCUGUUGUUCUUCUUGCUCUUCUGGUCAACUAUAGAAAAUAUGAGUCAGUAAACCCGUACAUCGUGAAGCUGUCCAUCGUGGAUGACGAGCCAACGCUAGAUGGCAUGGGUAUGGUCGUCCACUCAGCUCUGGCAGAGUACAACAGGCAGUACAAAGACAAAGAAGAGGAAAACCAAGGAGGAUUCUUCUCCACCCUCACCAGCAUGGUGGGCAGCAUGUUUAUUGCAGAUGCAGACGAGAAACUCUCUGUACAGACGAAUGAGGCGAUUCUGCUGGCUCUGUAUGAGGCUGUGCACCUCAACAGGAACUUCAUCACCGUGUUGGCGCAGAGUCAUCCUGAAAUGGACAUCGCAGCCACGCCCCCCACCCCUACUCCAACCACACCCACAACACCACUUGGCACCACGCCGCCCUCCCUGGACAUGAUGAACAACCCAGAACUGCCGUUGGAUCCCAACCUGCAGACCAGCAACCUUCUCAUCACCUUCCUUAAGUACGCCUCCAUUGUGAUGCAGGACACUAAAGACGAGCAUCGGCUCAACAGCGCCAGACUGUGCCUGAUCAUCCUCACCUGCAUAGCCGAGGACCAGUACGCCGAUGCCUUUCUUCACGACGACAACAUGAACUUUAGAGUCACUCUGCACAGAAUGCCCAUGAGACACAGGAAGAAGACGGUGGGGAAAAACAUUCCAUCGCGCCCGCUGGUUUGUGCUGUUUUAGACCUGAUGGUGGAGUUUGUCGUCACCCACAUGAUGAAGGACUUCCCCAUGGAUUUAUACUUACGCUGUGUGCAAAUCAUCCACAAACUCCUGUGCUAUCAGAAGAAAUGCAGAAUCCGAUUACACUACACCUGGAGGGAGCUUUGGUCAGCACUCAUCAACCUGCUGAAGUUCCUGCUGUCAAAUGAAACCUCGCUGCUGGCCAAGCACAACAUCUUUCACCUGGCGUUGCUGAUAGUGAACCUGUUCAACAUGUUCAUAACGUACGGCGACACGUUUCUGCCCACCUCCAACAGCUACGACGAGCUUUACUACGAGGUCGUUCGAAUGCACCAAGUCUUCGACAACCUGUACUGUAUGGUUUUGAGGGUGUCCACCAACGCAGGCCAGUGGAAGGAGCCCGCCAGCAAAGUCACGCAUGCCCUCGUCAAUAUUCGGGCCAUCGUCAACCACUUUAAUCCCAAAAUCGAGUCGUACGCAGCUGUGAACCACAUCUCCCAGCUCUCAGAGGAGCAGGUGUUGGAGGUGGUGCGGUCCAACUACGACACUCUGACCCUCAAACUGCAGGAUGGUCUGGACCAGUUUGAGAGAUACUCGGAGCAGCCAAAGGAAGCUGCUUUCUUCAAGGAUCUGGUGCGGUCCAUAAGUCUGAAUGUGAGGAAGAACGUCUCUCUGAACACUCUGAGUCAAGACGUUCUGCUCAAAGAGUUCUCCACUAUCUCCUGAAUCAAGCACACACUCACGGCUCCCUUCAGGACCUCCUUCCUGUGCACGUGAACGUCGACACAAGUGUCCUCUCCUCUGAUCACCUCUGAGCUGAAACCAUGGAAACGGGUUUUAUUGGAUGUCAGACUCAGACUCACCUUACAGGAACAAUCUGUCACUUCCAGGAUCGUCCUCCUCGACGGGUCAUAACAACUCUAGACUCUCUCCAGACUUCCAUCUGUUGGCGGUCGUACGCGCGCGCUAAGGAAGCUCCCAUGAUGCACUGCUCACUCAGCAGUUUUGGCUGGACUGUUAACUGACAUGUAAAUGUUUGAUUCAUCUGAUUUUUUUUAGUAGAACAAGUGAAUUUGGUGUCGCACUAACCACAGCUGAUGAUUAAAACCUUCCUGUUAACAGUUUGACUUCCUGACCUACUCGUCUGACGUCUGGAUGCUCGCCGAGUCAGAAUAUGUGUGUUUGCUAAGACAUAGGACAUUUUAGGCGUUAGGCUGAGGAGGUUUUGACGUGUUUGGUAGUUUUAAACGUCCCGACACACAGAAUACAAAGUCCCCAGUGUUCAAGUUAGUUCUCUUUAUUUUAGCCAAUGAAAUAAGUGGAGCUGAAGCUGCAGGAGUGUCUCCGGCACAAACGCAGCCAGGUGUUAGUCUCCUCCUCAUGUAAACUCUUCAUUUUCUGGUGGAAGCUGUUCUGAAUUAUGCAAAGUUAUCACGUGUUAAUGAUUUCUGUCCUCUAACUCAUGUUGGUGUAUUUGUUAUUUUUAGUAAAGUUUUUUUCCUGCUGUA
This is a messenger RNA of Nothobranchius furzeri (turquoise killifish), 3026 nucleotides long. RefSeq names its product armadillo like helical domain containing 3 (gene armh3). NCBI's taxonomy places the organism in Eukaryota, Metazoa, Chordata, Actinopteri, Cyprinodontiformes, Nothobranchiidae. Gene Ontology annotation, cellular component: cytosol. The record is from RefSeq and is a predicted model, not a curated record.